Molecule: messenger RNA, 652 nt
Organism: Periconia digitata
Lineage: Eukaryota; Fungi; Ascomycota; Dothideomycetes; Pleosporales; Periconiaceae
Source: the annotation of a GenBank genome assembly
UCGCGGUUCAUCAGCCGCAUGACCAUGUGCUGCAACAGGCCCCUUCAGACGAUUUCUCAGCGAACAUACGGGAGCGGAAAUCCUCUGCCACCUUCAUCCUCAAUGACUUGCAGCAAUCCAAACCCCCUCUCGUAUUCACCUCCCCCACUUCUCGCCCCAGGUCUCGUCGACUCCACCUCCACCACCGCAACUGUGACAACCCUCAAAACUCUUCUCCCCAUGGGUCAUGCAAUACGAGCGAAUCCCCACCCUCGAGCACUCCAUAACCCCCCUUUCCCCAUCUCCAAACUCCAGACCACCCCAGCCCGUGUCAGGUACUGCUACUCGAGCAUCAUCGGGCCGAUUAGCGCUGGAUUUUACCCACACCAAAUCAACACGCUCUGCGGAUACACCGGAAUCAAAGUCUGUCUCCAGCGAUUCCUGCAUAGUCUGCUCCGUAGUUGGGUUCUGGAAGGAAAUAGCUGCAUGCCCAACACGCCAUUUCCUCUCCACGGCUCUUUCACCAGCUCAACUCCGUGUUAGGACAUCUACGCCGUGUAUACCUACCACUGCGCGUGUUUCGACUGCAGGACAUGCAGGCGUGGCCUGUCAACACAGCUGGGUGCGAUCUUUGCGUGCAUCGUCGGUCCGACUUUCGCUGCUGUUUGACAUU